This is a messenger RNA of Marasmius oreades (fairy-ring Marasmius), 984 nucleotides long. RefSeq lists its product as uncharacterized. Bases 1 to 984 code for a protein of 327 amino acids. The record is from RefSeq and is a predicted model, not a curated record. The transcript is spliced from 2 exons. Lineage: Eukaryota; Fungi; Basidiomycota; Agaricomycetes; Agaricales; Marasmiaceae.
AUGACAGAAUACGACUACUCUCCAGAAGGCUACAAUCGAUACAUGGAGACUCAACAACGUAUUUCGAGAUGGGUGAAUGACACGAAUUCCCACUCCAGCGAGUUUAAAAGUCCGUUCGGACCUCGGUCAGAUGUUUCCAAAGAACCUGUUUGUAGGAGCCUCAACUCUUCGCCAGCGCCGGGCGCGAAUAAGUCACGGCCUCGACCACACGAAUAUCACGGCUCGACAACUGGAAGCAAAGAUGGAUGUCCCGAUGUCAAGAGGAAUACCAGUGUCCAGCGUCCAUCCCCUCGAAAUAGGACCGAGAGUACCGAAUCAGACACAACUUACUAUGACCCGGACGGGCCAGGGCCCAUGCCAAUGCAUGCUCCUUCCUAUCCAUUACGAGCUGCUAUUCCCGGGAAGCCUACGCAACCAUCAUCUCACUUAGUUGAUAGCGCAUCUCACAAUCCAUCGCACAUACACUCACGCCAUAAACCUUCACAUGGCAAUCAACCCAAUCCCGUUAGCAGCCAUCCCCAUAACUCAACAGCGACCAGGGGCCGUACUCUCCCCACUUCUGGGCUAGCACAAGGCCCCAACUUGGUCAGAUCGUCUUCCCUACCUCGAUCGCAUACAGAUAGUCGUUCUGGUCCCAGUCAGGACCAUCAUACACACCAUUCUUCCAAUAAAUCUCAUCACCAUCACCACACCGGUGGUGGCGGACACCACCACCACCAUCAUCAUCACCAUCAUCACCACCGUCCCCGUUCCCGGUCGACGGGACCGUCGAUAAGUCAUUCCACCAGCUCGGGUACGGCUUACCAGAUUAGCUCCCCUACUUUUAUCGCUCCAGCUCCAGCUCCCGCACUCGGGAAAACUCGACCUUUUGUGGUUCCUUAUUCUCCGAGAGACCGCGGGUACUAUUAUCCCGCACCUAACGAGCACCUCAUGUCUAGUCCUGGAUAUAUUAUACCGCCGCAGAGAGGUAUGGUUAUGCUAUAA